AUGACUCCAGAGGAGGAAGUCCAGAGACAGAGCACCAUGACUUCUGAGAAAGGUCCUUCAACCGGUGACCCCACUCUGAGGAGAAGAAUCGAACCCUGGGAGUUUGACGUCUUCUAUGACCCCAGAGAACUUCGUAAAGAGGCCUGUCUGCUCUAUGAAAUCAAGUGGGGCAUGAGCCGGAAGAUCUGGCGAAGCUCAGGCAAAAACACCACCAAUCACGUGGAAGUUAAUUUUAUAAAAAAAUUUACGUCAGAAAGACAUUUUCACCCAUCCAUCAGCUGCUCCAUCACCUGGUUCUUGUCCUGGAGUCCUUGCUGGGAAUGCUCCCAGGCUAUUAGAGAGUUUCUGAGUCAGCACCCUGGUGUGACUCUAGUGAUCUACGUAGCUCGGCUUUUUUGGCACAUGGAUCAACAAAAUCGGCAAGGUCUCAGGGACCUUGUUAACAGUGGAGUAACUAUUCAGAUUAUGAGAGCAUCAGAGUAUUAUCACUGCUGGAGGAAUUUUGUCAACUACCCACCUGGGGAUGAAGCUCACUGGCCACAAUACCCACCUCUGUGGAUGAUGUUGUACGCACUGGAGCUGCACUGCAUAAUUCUAAGUCUUCCACCCUGUUUAAAGAUUUCAAGAAGAUGGCAAAAUCAUCUUACAUUUUUCAGACUUCAUCUUCAAAACUGCCAUUACCAAAUGAUUCCGCCACACAUCCUUUUAGCUACAGGGCUGAUACAUCCUUCUGUGGCUUGGAGAUGAAUAGGAUGAUUCCGUGUGUGUACUGAUUCAAGAACAAGCAAUCAUGACCCACUAAAGAGUGAAUGCCAUUUAGAAUCUAGAAAUGUUCACAAGGUACCCCAAAACUCUGUAGCUUAAACCAACAAUAAAUAUGUAUUACCUCUGGCA
Molecule: messenger RNA, 894 nt
Organism: Gorilla gorilla gorilla (western lowland gorilla)
Lineage: Eukaryota; Metazoa; Chordata; Mammalia; Primates; Hominidae
Gene: APOBEC1
Product: apolipoprotein B mRNA editing enzyme catalytic subunit 1
Exons: 5
Coding region: 1-747 (248 amino acids)
Biological process (GO): cytidine to uridine editing
Cellular component (GO): cytoplasm; nucleus
Molecular function (GO): zinc ion binding; cytidine deaminase activity; RNA binding
Source: RefSeq, a predicted model, not a curated record